AUGGCAACCCCUCGUCCCUGUCCUGGAUGUGUCCCCAGGGUUGCUCUGGGGCUGACGUGGUCUCUGAAACUUGGGGGACAUCAGGGACCCCAUGGCGGGGUGACCUGGGGGGUACCCCCCUGCCCCGGGACCCCGCAGCUCCGCACCGAGCGGAGCCACCCCCCUCGCAGCCCCGGUAACCGGGACCCUCCCAGCACCGACCGCGGACGGGACCCCCUCCCUCACAGCGCCGGUAACCGGGACCCCGCGGGGGCCUCCCGUCCCCACGGACCUGCCGCCGCUUCCGCACCUCCGCCGCUGCCCGGGCCCGCCCCGGCCCGCCCUGUCCAUCCCCGGCCGUGCGACGGCGGCGCCCGGUGGCCGGAGGCCGCACGGCGGCAGCGGCGGGGACCGGCACCGGCACCGGGACCCGCGUGGGCCGGGGGGAGGUUCCCAAAAGAGCCCGGGGACGAGGGUCCCGAAUUUCCUCCCGUGGAUCAGGGACGGCGGACCCGGGUGUGUCCCGUGGGUCAGAGCCGCGCGUGGGCAGCACCCCCGUGCGCAUUCCCACAGCUCCGUGGGCGGCACCGGCGGGGGUGGCGCCCCCCUAGACACCCCCGCGCCCCCGUGGGCAGCACCGGCGUGGGCAGCACCGGCGUGGGCAGCACCCCGCCCGGCCCGCGGUAUGCGGACGGACCUGCCGGGCAGCGCCCUGCCCGCGGGGGGACCCUCCCGGCCCGGGGGGUGCAGGAUGGGACCCUCGUGGGGGGCUCGGCUGGUCCCAGCCCGUGUCACCCCCACAACCGGCAGCCCCCGGACGCUGUCCCCGUCCUGAGAAGCUUUGGAGAGCCGAGGCCAGGCUGGGGGGGACCCCUGAGCCCCUCGCCCCCCGGCUCUGAGCCAGGCGGGGACAGCUCGCUGAGGCUGAACCCCGAGUCCCGGCGUGGCCGUGGGACCUCCCCAGCCCACCCGUGGGGUGCCCCUGGUGCAGCCCCCCACAGUCUGCGGCUCCCCAAAAGGCCGGAGCCCCCCCAGAUGCUGCUGGAGCCGGGCUCGGCCGCUGAAGUCCCGUUGAUUCCCAACUGGUUUGAACUGGUGUUGGCUGGGGGGCAGCGCCGGGGGGACCCCCGGGUGCCUUGA
Molecule: messenger RNA, 1119 nt
Organism: Vidua macroura (Pin-tailed whydah)
Lineage: Eukaryota; Metazoa; Chordata; Aves; Passeriformes; Viduidae
Product: basic proline-rich protein-like
Exons: 3
Coding region: 1-1119 (372 amino acids)
Source: RefSeq, a predicted model, not a curated record